GGCAGAGGAGGAGAGUUGGAGGGAGGCUGCCAGGAACAAAAGCUGCAGAGGAGCACCAUCGCCGCUAAAAGAACAACAGAGGUGUACCGGAGGAAGGAGGUGGGGGUGGUCAUGAGACAAUAAGGCAGGGGGAGAAGCAUCCUGUAGUCAGUGAGGACUGAAACCGAGGUCUUGUCUGCUUUCCAUGUUUUCGGGCACCCUCGUCUCCAAAGCCACGGGACAAUGUCUAUAUCGGGGAAGAAGGAAUUCGACAUGAAGCAGAUCCUGAGGCUCCGCUGGCGCUGGUUCAGCCACUCGUCCCAAGGUUCGGCCGGCGGCGGGGGCGGCGGGGUGGGAGGUUACAUCCAGGACGACCACCGGGGGACCCCCGGCCAGGGCCGACUCAAGAGCCACUCGCGGGAGAGGGGGGGACUACGGAAGUCCAGCAGCCCGGCACGCGGCAUCCUGGCACCCACGCCCGUCUGUGUCAGAGCGGGUCAGCAGGCAUGGCAGCAGCACACGGUGCCGGGCCUGCGGGUCAGCCAGGACGCCGCCAAGAGCGCCUCCUCGCCCGGCGGCACGGCCAGGAAGGAGGACGCCGACGCGGGCAAGGACGACGUGAAGAGCAGCUCGGAGGAAACCGCAGAGGUGGAGGCCAGAGAGAGGUUGGCUAUCAGCACCUUGACCAGAAUGAACGCCAACUCUUCGGACGAGUUCUUCCAGGCCACGAACCACGCCGAGCAGACUUUCCGGAAGAUGGAGAGCUACCUGCAGCACAAGCAGCUGUGUGACGUCCUCCUCUUAGCGGGCGACCACAAAAUACCGGCUCACAGACUCGUCCUGAGCGCCGUCUCCGACUACUUUGCCGCCAUGUUCACCAGCGACGUGAGGGAGGCCAAACAGGAGGAGAUCAAGAUGGAGGGCGUUGACCCGGACGCGCUCACUUCCCUGGUUCAGUUUGCCUACACUGGUGUCCUUGAGUUGAAAGAAGAGACCAUCGAGAGUUUAUUGGCGGCAGCUUGCCUGCUGCAGCUCUCACAAGUCAUCCAGGUUUGCUGCAACUUCCUGAUGAAGCAGCUGCAUCCGUCCAACUGCCUGGGAAUACGCUCCUUUGCCGACGCCCAGGGCUGCGUGGACCUGCUCAACGUGGCUCACAACUACACUAUGGAAAACUUCCUGGAGGUCAUUCAGAAUCAGGAGUUCCUGCUGCUGCCCACGGCCGAGAUUGUCAAACUUCUGUCCAGCGAUGACAUCAACGUGCCCGACGAAGAGACCAUCUUCCAGGCUCUGAUGCUGUGGGUGAGACAUGACGUCCAGAAUCGACAACAGGAUCUCGGGGUCCUCCUCUCUUAUAUCCGGCUGCCUCUUCUUCCUCCUCAGCUCAUUGCGGACCUGGAGAACAACAAGAUGUUCUCUGAUGACCUGGAAUGUCAAAAACUGCUGAUGGAGGCCAUGAAGUACCAUCUUCUGCCUGAGCGCCGUCCCAUGUUCCAAAGUCCAAGAACCAAACCCAGAAAGUCCACAGUGGGGGCUUUGUAUGCUGUAGGAGGCAUGGAUGCCACCAAAGGCUCCACCACCAUUGAGAAGUACGACCUGAGGACCAACACCUGGGUCCCAGUGGGAGUCAUGAACGGACGCCGACUGCAGUUUGGUGUGGCCGUGAUAGACAACAAGUUGUACGUGGUUGGUGGACGGGAUGGACUUAAGACGUCCAACAUGGUGGAGAGUUACAACCCUGUCAACAAAGUGUGGUCAACCAUGCCUCCCAUGUCAACACACCGACACGGACUUGGUAUCGCUGUGCUGGAGGGCCCCAUGUACGCUGUCGGCGGCCACGACGGCUGGAGUUAUCUCAACACGGUGGAGCGCUGGGACCCGCAGGCCCGGCAGUGGAACUACGUGGCCAGUAUGUCCACACCACGGAGCACCAUGGGAGUGACUGCGCUCAAUGGGAAAUUGUUCGCAGUCGGAGGCCGCGACGGCAGCUCGUGCCUGAGGUCCAUGGAGUGCUUCGACCCUCACACCAACAAGUGGAGCAUGUGCGCCCCCAUGACCAAGAGGCGAGGAGGGGUGGGCGUGGCCACGUACAACAACUUCCUGUAUGCCGUGGGAGGACACGACGCCCCCGCCUCCAACCACUGUUCCCGACUCUCGGAUUGCGUGGAGAGGUAUGACCCUAAGACGGACACCUGGACCACGGUGUCCUCCCUCAGCAUCCCUCGAGACGCUGUGGGUAUUUGCCUGCUGGGAGACAGGUUGUACGCUGUGGGCGGAUAUGACGGACAAUCCUAUCUGAACACUGUGGAGUCUUACGACGCGCAGAACAACGACUGGACGGAGGAGGUCCCUCUCAACAUUGGCAGGGCAGGUGCCUGCGUGGUGGUGGUGAAACUGCCUUGAGCGCUUUCUUGUUGUGCCGCGCCUGCACGACAUAAACAAAUGCAGAGGAGAGGACAAACAAAACAAGAAGGACGCGUCCUCCGAGAGACCCUUUUGUUUUCUUCCCGGAUUCCAGAAAGGAGAAAAACAUCAGCCGGGCCUCUCCCCCAUCAUUAGCCCAUCGGGGAGGACCCCGCUCCCAAACUGGAAUGUGCAUUCUUGACAUUCUCAAGCGAUGGAGAAUUUUUACAGACUUGGCGAAUCGGCGCCAAAGAGGUUGAUGUAUUGCUUUGUUAUUCUGUAUUUCACACAACGCUCUCUGCUAAACGACAUGUUUUUACAAAAAAAAAAAAAAAACAUUUUCCUAUAGGUGCCAUCUCAAAACUGUGUAUUUUUAGACCACUUUUUCCCCCUUUUUGCAGCCAGUCAAACAUGUCACUGUGAAUAACGACGACGCGAAUGCAAUGUAAUCGAGAUUUCCGGUGAAUGAUGUUGAAAAAUAAAUAAAAUGUUUCUCAUGGAGCUCGUGGCGCGACA
Messenger RNA from Nerophis lumbriciformis (worm pipefish), 2895 nucleotides. It is a transcript of the gene klhl4, whose product is annotated as kelch-like family member 4. Gene Ontology annotation, molecular function: protein binding. The record is from RefSeq and is a predicted model, not a curated record. Lineage: Eukaryota; Metazoa; Chordata; Actinopteri; Syngnathiformes; Syngnathidae.